CGAAAGCAAAACAAUUUCACAAACACGUAGCGUAGAUCAAUCGAGAGAGAGAGAGAGCACUAAAACUAUGAAGAGAAGCUCGAUUCAGGUCGUAUCUCUUGACGAACAAGACGAAGAAGAUGAUGAUUUCUUACUAGAACUCGCCGCAAUUGAAGCUGAAGCGGCGGCGAAACGCCCUAGGGUUUCUACACCGGAGGGACCAUACAUGGCGGCUUUAAAAGGAAGCAAAAGCGAGCAAUGGCAGCUAAGUCCGUUAAAUCCCGAAUCUAAAUCACGCGGUGUCGCUGUUUCCACCGGCGGCGAUUUUCAAAGAGGCGUCGCCGGUGAACUGGAUUUUCCGGAGAAGAGUUGUCCCUGUGGAGUAGGUCUUUGUUUGGUUCUUACUUCAAAUACACAGAAGAAUCCAGGUCGCAAAUUCUACAAGUGUCCCAAUAGAGAGGAGAACGGAGGUUGUGGGUUUUUCCAGUGGUGUGAUGCGGUUCAGUCUUCUGGAACUAGUCAUAGUUAUGGAAACAAUAAUGAUUCUAAGUUCCCGGAUCAUCAAUGUCCAUGUGGUGCUGGUUUGUGCCGUGUUCUUACUGCUAAAACAGGGGAAAACGUUGGCCGUCAGUUUUAUCGCUGUCCUGUUUUUGAGGGGUCUUGUGGUUUCUUCAAAUGGUGCAAUGAUGAUUCAGUCAGUGCCUCUACGACAUAUAGUGUUACCAAUAACAGCAACAUAUGUGAAUCGGAUACCAGAGGAUAUCAAACUGCAAAAACGGGCACACCCUGCUAUAAAUGUGGAAAAGAAGGACACUGGGCAAGAGACUGCACUGUUCAGUCUGGCAAUCCAUUGCCCGAAACGGGGCAACUAAAGUCUACAUCUGCAACUGGAGAUUGCUAUAAAUGCGGAAAGCAAGGUCACUGGGCGAGAGACUGCACUGUUCAGUCUGGCAAUCUGUUGCCUGAAACGGGGCAACUAAAGUCUACAUCUGCAACUGGAGAUUGCUAUAAAUGCGGAAAGCAAGGGCAUUGGGCGAGAGACUGCACUGCUCAAUCUGGUAAUCCGACGUAUGAACCAGGGCAAGGGAAGUCCUCCUCUUCAAGUGUAGAAUGUUACAAAUGCGGGAAGCAUGGACAUUGGGCGAGAGACUGCACCGGUCAGUCUGGUAAUCAACAGUUUCAAUCAGGCCAAGUAAAGUCCACAUCUCCAUCCGCAGCUGGAGAUUGUUACAAAUGCGGAAAGCCAGGCCACUGGGCGAGAGACUGCACCGGUCAAUCUGGGAAUCAACAGUUUCAGUCAGGACAAGCAAAGUCCACAACCUCAGCUAGAGAUUGUUACAAAUGUGGGAAACCAGGACAUUGGGCAAGAGAUUGCACCAAUGCUGCUUAAACCAUAAAUACUCCAGGAAAAGACAGAGGCAGUACUAGGUCAGGCUUUCUCGUGCUCAUCUGUCUUAUACAAAUCUUUAGGUCUCUUUUAUUAUAGUUAACCACAACAUUGUCAUGUCUAAUGGACCAUCGUUUUUGCUCUGUCUUCAAUCUUAUAAAUCUUUGUUUUUGUUUUC
This is a messenger RNA of Capsella rubella, 1544 nucleotides long. RefSeq names its product cold shock protein 1. The record is from RefSeq and is a predicted model, not a curated record. Bases 68 to 1369 code for a protein of 433 amino acids. The transcript has 3 exons. NCBI's taxonomy places the organism in Eukaryota, Viridiplantae, Streptophyta, Magnoliopsida, Brassicales, Brassicaceae. Gene Ontology annotation, molecular function: zinc ion binding; nucleic acid binding.